Molecule: messenger RNA, 2190 nt
Organism: Oryzias melastigma (Indian medaka)
Lineage: Eukaryota; Metazoa; Chordata; Actinopteri; Beloniformes; Adrianichthyidae
Gene: loxl5a
Product: lysyl oxidase-like 5a
Exons: 7
Coding region: 313-1869 (518 amino acids)
Biological process (GO): peptidyl-lysine oxidation
Molecular function (GO): copper ion binding; protein-lysine 6-oxidase activity
Source: RefSeq, a predicted model, not a curated record
GUUUAAACACUUUAUAAAUAAAGUUGAUUUGAUUGAUUUUUACUGAAAAAUUAUAGUUGGAGAUAUUUUAAAAAGAAACAGUCUAUUUUUACAUAAUUUGUAAUCAGUUUGUAUAAAAUUCGAGGAUCAAAUGUUCCUCAUUCCAGCAUAAGAAAGCAGCAUCUGCUACAAGGUUAGAAUUUUAAGGCCAAAUUAAAAACUUUAAAAUCCAGUAAAGUUUUUGACAGAUCUUUCCAAAUAUCCUAAAUUCUCAAUUUGUCUUUUAACUCCAAAUGAACCGGACCGUCCCAGACCAAACGAGCCCUCCCUCCAAUGAUGACACGCGCGCCUCCUCGCCUCCCACGUUCCAAAAUUGUCCAAAUACUUUCUGUCUGCAGCUCCUCUCUCACUGGCACCGCUGCAAUGGAGAGGUUCGGCUGCGCGCUCGUUCUCCUUCAUGUCCUGCUGGGUUCGGGGAGCGCUCAGCAUCCUCCGGGCGCGCGCCUCGGACCGUGGAGGCAUCGGAUUCGGUGGGAGAACAACGGUCGGGUGUUCAGCCUGCUGAGCACCGGGACUCAGUACCACGCGCCCUCGCAGAGCCGGAGGCGCACGCAGCUUCUGCUGACGACGCAACAGCAGGAGACACCUGCAGCUCCGAGCAGACCCACCAGAACCGGACCUGUGGAGCAAAGCAGCCAAACGGACGGCUCGGUUCUUGACACUGAUGUGGGUCAGUAUCUCCUCGCUUCCGUGCGAACUGGCACGCGCAGACACCAUCCAGAGUUGGCUCCUUCCUUUACUGACAUAUCGGAGUUCUCCGGCAGCGGAGUCGCGCGGGGAGGCCGGAGCACACCCGGAGGGGAAGCCGGUGCGCAACGUGCCAAUGUGGCGCAGGACAGAGCGCGGGACUCGGAGCGCAACCGAGUCAAUGGACUCGAGCACGAGAGUUCAAACUCAUCAACCAUCCCGGCGUGGAGCAACCAGGACGCACUCCCUCAUCAGACCAAUUCAGGAGACGCUCCAAGAGCGCAGAGCGCGCGCGCGCUGAACAGAGUCACUCCACAGCCCAGCGGGUCUCCUCCAGAACCGUCCAGCGCCAACAAUGUCCAGAUUCCUCCCAGAGCCGCGGACACGACGGAUGCGAGCGACCCGCACAGCAUCCACCACAGGAACUCGGUUUUCUACAACGUUUACGCACCAGACCGCAGGAACGGGCUGGACACGCGCCCUCCAGGAACCGGCUACGGUACCAGGUUCUUCCACAACGGUCUUCCAGAUCUGAUCCCAGACCCUUACUACAUCCAAGCAGCUUCGUACAUACAGAGAGUGCAGAUGUAUGCGCUUCGCUGUGCAGCGGAGGAAAACUGUCUUUCCAGGUCUGCGUACCACCACAGCGUGAGCGACCUGGACUACAGAGUUCUGCUGCGGUUUCCUCAGCGUGUGAAGAACCAGGGAACUGCAGACUUCCUUCCACUGAAGCCCAGACAUGAGUGGGAAUGGCACAGCUGUCACCAGCAUUACCACAGCAUGGAGGCCUUCAGCAACUAUGACUUGCUGGAUGUUUUCACUGGACAGACGGUUGCUGAGGGACACAAAGCCAGUUUCUGUCUGGAGGACACGUCCUGUGACCCAGGAGUCCGGCGGCGGUUUGCGUGCACCGCUCACACUCAGGGGCUGGGUCCUGGUUGCUAUGAUACGUAUCACGCCAACAUCGACUGUCAGUGGAUCGACAUCACUGACGUGCCUCCUGGAAACUAUGUUCUGAAGGUGACGGUGAACCCGUCUCAACUGGUCCAGGAGUCGGAUUUUUCCAACAAUGAGGUGAGGUGUGACAUCACCUACACGGGCAGCCACGUCCAGGCGAGACACUGCAGGAUCGUUGUGAGCUGAGAGGAAGAGAAACGGCUUUUUAGCAGACACUGCUUCAUCGCUGGUCAGCUUUUAAUUCUCAGACUUUUCGUUUUUAUGAUCAAUUUGCAUCAAUUGAGUGGAAAUAAAUCAGUUUAUGAAGAUUAUAGAUAAUAAUUUUAUGUCAUAAAAUAAUUAAUCUUUUGUAUUUUUCAAUUAAAAAACAUGUCCCCUUUAAUUUAUUAGCAUUUGUUUUGAAUGUUGUUUUAAUGUGGAAUUAAAGUAUUUAUUAAAGCUUUUCUGAUGUCAAAAGUGGCUCAUUUUUUUACUAUUCAAUCAUGAAAGUUGCAGAAUAAAAUCUAU